Molecule: messenger RNA, 921 nt
Organism: Plasmodium adleri (nom. inval.)
Lineage: Eukaryota; Apicomplexa; Aconoidasida; Haemosporida; Plasmodiidae
Product: shewanella-like protein phosphatase 2
Exons: 1
Coding region: 1-921 (306 amino acids)
Molecular function (GO): hydrolase activity
Source: RefSeq, a predicted model, not a curated record
AUGAGUAUAUCAUAUUUAAGGAAUUUUUCAUGUAUAUAUAUAUUUUUGAUCAUUAUAUGGCAAUUUAGUUAUGUAUAUAAUGAAAGUUAUUCAAAUAUAAAAUGGGAACAUGAUUUAUUUAGUAUCAGUGAUUUACAUAGUGAUUUGGAUGCUUUAAAACAGAUUUUAUUAAAUGAGAAAAUAAUUGAUGAAGAAGAUAAUGCAAUAAGACGAAAUGUACUAGUGGUAAUAACUGGUGAUGUUUUAGACCCAACUUAUGAUGAUAUAAAAAUUUUAUAUUUUAUUCAAAACUAUAAUAUAAAGGCAAAACCAUUAAAUUCACAAAUACAAUUAAUAUUAGGUAAUCAUGAAGUUAAAAACAUUUGUCUAGAUUUUAGUGACCAGAACAGAUAUGUAAAGGAAUUUGAAGCCAGAAAUAAUUUAUUUAAAAAUGGUGAAAUGUUAUAUAAUUAUUUAUUGGAACUACCUUUUAUCAUCAAAGUAAAUGAUAUUUUAUUUUCACAUGCUAGUAUAAUGCCUUAUUUUGCUAAAUAUGGUAUUGAUGAGAUAAAUAAUGAAGGAAAGAAUGAAAUAAAAAAUAAUUGUGAAUUAUUCAAAUUGAAAAAAAGGAGUGGUCAAAGAUUCUGUGUUUGUUGUUUGCAUGGACCGACAUUUAAUAGAUAUUUUGCUCGUGCUAGAGAAUUACCUUUUAGAAAUCAUGUAUGUAAAUCUCUUUCUAAAACACUAAAAAAAUUAAAUGCCAAGAAAUUGGUUAAUGGACAUACUAUUCAAAGAAAUAAAAAGGUUAAUGAAUACUGUAAAGGAAGUCUUAUAUUGGCUGAUACUGGUAUAAGUAAAUGGAAGUAUGGUGUUAUUAAUUAUAUUCAACAUUUUCAGGAUGGAACACAUAAAAUAAAUUAUAUAAAUAUGGAUAUAUAUUAA